Molecule: messenger RNA, 1400 nt
Organism: Eutrema salsugineum
Lineage: Eukaryota; Viridiplantae; Streptophyta; Magnoliopsida; Brassicales; Brassicaceae
Product: non-functional pseudokinase ZED1
Exons: 2
Coding region: 49-1026 (325 amino acids)
Biological process (GO): cell surface receptor signaling pathway; protein phosphorylation
Cellular component (GO): plasma membrane
Molecular function (GO): protein serine/threonine kinase activity; ATP binding
Source: RefSeq, a predicted model, not a curated record
CCACUCGUUUACAUACUGAAAUUGCGAUCUGAGCAAUCAUUUUCGGCGAUGGAAUUCUGGAGAAGGAAGAAGGAGAAGCGCAAGGCGAGAGAGUGUUUUCUCGAAAACGGAAGCACGUUUCUUGAGGAUCUCAUCGCCGACUGUAACGGCAUAUCAAACCCUAUCCGAAUGUUCUCUUCCGAUCAAAUCUCCAAGGCCACGAAUCACUCCGAUCCCCAGUGGUUGGGUUCUUUCUCUGAGUACUUCAUCGGCGUAAUCGAAGGCAGAUCAUACGCGAUCAAGAAACUUAUAUACUAUAGAGAUAAGUGGGAACCAGAGAGUUACAAGGAUAUAGUCAUAUCUGCUCGGGUAAGCAAUCACAGUGGUUUCCUCAAACUCAAAGGAUGCUGUCUCGAAUUUCCUUAUCCGGUCGUGGUGUUUGAGAAGCCAGAGUAUGGAGUUUUGAACCAUGGAGGAAGUGUUGGUGGCGAGGACGAGCCGUUGUUGCCUUGGAAUGUUCGAUUGAAGAUUGCCAAGGAGGUUGCGAUCGCUAUUACUUAUCUUCACACGGCUUUUCCCAGGAUCAUUAUACACAGAAAUAUCAAUCCAAAGAGUGUUGUGUUGGAUAAGAAUUGGACGGCUAAGCUGACUAAUUUCUCGAUUUCCGUAAUACUCCCAGAAGGGAAGACGUGGGUCGUAGAUAGGGUGACAGGAACUCUCGGAUACUUAGAUCCGGUUUAUUACCAUUCGGGAAUUGUGACAGAAUACACAGAUGUGUACAGCUUUGGAAUCCUUAUGUUGGUUCUUCUUACGGGAAUACCAGCAUUGGGUCCUGAAGGUAGCAUUCUUCGUUAUAUAAAGGAUUUGCAGGAGAGAGGAGAAACUAUUGAAUUCGGGGGUGAUUCCAACGACAUGAGGCUUGCUGGUCAGAUGAAAAUGUUUCUUGAGCUAGCAUUGAGAUGCUGCGAGGAAAGGAUUGAAGACAGGCCAAAGAUGAUCUUGGUGGCAAAAGAGCUUAAGCGAAUUGAAAAAUUACUCGAUUGUUAAACCCUCCUGAGAUGCUGCAAAUUUGGAUCUGAGGAUGGUCAGGAAUGAGUUUAGAAGGUAAAUAAAUCCAUCUUCAGGUUCAGAAAGCAGGCAGAAUAUGAAAGAUGGUUCUGGUUUUCAGAAAAGCUCAGUGUUGUACUAUGGAGUAGUUCUUAGCUUUCGAUUUAGAUCCCAAAGCAGGAGCCAUAGUUUCGAGAACUAGCUUAAAAUUAUUCUCAUUGGAAUUGUUUAUCUCGAUUAGGAUACAACGCUGAAACCUCAUGAAAGUUUUUGUGUUGAUCAUUGAGUGAGUUUCAAACUCGUUGACUUGAAAAAAGUUGACUUUCUGAAACUUCAAUGGCGUCAGAUUCAGCAUUAUUAUACUGUUAUAUAUU